Messenger RNA from Salvia miltiorrhiza (redroot sage), 3873 nucleotides. Its product is annotated as beta-amyrin synthase 2-like. The coding region runs from base 1467 to 3746 and encodes 759 amino acids. The record is from RefSeq and is a predicted model, not a curated record. Gene Ontology annotation, cellular component: lipid droplet. The transcript has 16 exons. Gene Ontology annotation, biological process: triterpenoid biosynthetic process. Gene Ontology annotation, molecular function: beta-amyrin synthase activity. Lineage: Eukaryota; Viridiplantae; Streptophyta; Magnoliopsida; Lamiales; Lamiaceae.
CAGUUUUCAUGUUGUUGAAAUAAUUUAAUCGUUCUACAAUAUUUAAAUAUAGCACGUUAUUAAUUAUUUCUUCUCAAAAAUAUUUAAAUUAAUUUAUAUUUGAAUUUGAAUUUUAAUUACAUUUAAUUGAAAUAGCUACCCAACCCCAUCAUGUCACAAUUUUAAUUAGUUACAUUUAUAAGUGACACUAUUUAUCAAAACUCAUAUCACUCCUGAAAUAUCUUUAUUGUAUAAUUGUAUUUAUGUAUACCAUCUCCCUAAAUUAUAUACAAAAUCAUUCAAAUUUGUAUAAUCACAUUUCCAAACAAGCUCUGAUAUUAACUCUAUAAGGUGGAUAUAAUAGGCAAAAACCAAUUUUGUAAGAAUAGGGCCUUUUUAUGUGAAGUAGUUGAUAAAAUGUCAUUUUGUAUUAAGGCCAUUUAUGUGAACGUAGUUGAUAAAAUGUCAAUCAAGACUGCGACCGUGCAACAAAUUACGCAAUUAUAUCAGUAGUCUAUGUUGAUGCAUGUUUGUUUUAUUUUUACAAAAAUGUAAAUAUGAUAUGAUCUAAGUUGUUCAUCCGUCAAAAGAUGAGAUGAUAGCUAAUGAGGUCCUAGCUCCAAUGACAAAGUUGAGGCAUUGAAUUUCUUUUGUAAGAGGAUUUAGGUUCAAUUUCACUUGCGUGUGCAUAGGCGGAUCUAGUAUAGAGCAAAGCGGGUACAGUUGUACCCUCAAAUUUUUUAUAAAAAGAAUAUUAUUAUAUAUAAAAAUUAAAAAAUUACUUUUAAUUUUUUAUUUGUAGAAGAACUAGCUAACAAUUUUAAAGAAAAAUAAAAAAAAUAAAAAUCUUCUCAUCAUACCUUGUACAUCAGAAUAAGAUAAAAAAAAAUAGGUAUUACAUAUUCUUCAAGAGAAAGUUAUGAAUUUGGAUGGUCCAAGUACUAGUAGUGUGUCAUUAGAGGAGAAAGAAAUAGUUUAUGAUCUUUUAAAUUAAACAAUGCACAUAAUAUACUACUAGUUUAUGUUUAUGUAGCGCACCCCCAGAUAUUAAGUCCUGGAUCGGCCACUGUGCGUGCGGAUAGUUUUCCCACUUUCCGUCUAUAUGCGGACAAUUUUUGCACCUAUGUAUGGUGUAAAUCCCGUCUGCAUGUGAGUUGCUUAUUUAAUUACAUAAUAGAUACCCUUGUGUAAUUUUAAAAAAAAUGAUAAAUAUUUGCACUAAAAAUCAUCAAGAUAUUAAUUUGCGUAAUUAAAAUCGUGAGUAGUGUCGAAUUUAUAAUUAAAUUUGUGGGUUCUAUCGUCUCUUCUCUCCCUAUAUAUAUCUCCCUCACUUGCUCAGUUUCGUAAAUAGCUAGCUUUUUGCAUAUAUGAUUGAUUCAUGUUAGGUUGCAGUGGAUGGCAAUUAACACAAAUUAAACGCUGAUUUAGAGUAAAAGUUUUGGUUUGAAAAGCAAUAAUUAUUUAAUUGGAAAUUGGAUUAAUAAAGAAUGUGGAGGCUAAAGAUUGCAGAAGGCGAGGACGGGCCAUACCUCUUCAGCACCAACAACUACGUGGGCCGACAGACUUGGGAAUUCGACCCGGAUUACGGCACGCCGGAGCUCCGGGAAGAGGUCCACAAAGCCCGCCGUCAUUUCUGGGACAACCGUCGCCAUGUCAAGCCCAGCAGCGAUCUCCUCUGCCGGAUUCAGUCCUUGCACGAGAAGAAUUUCAAACAGACGAUACCCCAAGUGAAGGUGGCUGACGGCGAAGACAUCACCUACGAAGCGGCCUCCGCCACGCUGCGGCGAGCCGUCACUUUCUUCUCCGCCUUGCAAGCAAGCGACGGCCACUGGCCGGCUGAGAACUCUGGCCCUCUCUUCUUUCUUCCACCUUUGGUCAUGGUUACGUACAUUACCGGCCAUCUCGACACUGUUUUCCCGGCAGAGCAUCGUCGCGAAAUCCUCCGUUACAUAUACUGUCAUCAGAAUGAAGACGGCGGGUGGGGAUUCCACAUAGAAGGGCACAGCACCAUGUUCGGCACUGCGCUGAACUACAUUUGCAUGCGUAUAUUAGGCGAAGGAGGCCUAAACAAUGCUUGCAGCAGAGCAAGAAAAUGGAUUCUUGAUCACGGCACCAUCAAAGCCAUUCCUUCUUGGGGAAAGACUUGGCUUUCGAUACUAGGAGUAUAUGAGUGGAUAGGAAGCAAUCCAAUGCCCCCUGAGUUUUGGCUGUUUCCAUCUUUUUUUCCUAUACGUCCAGCAAAAAUGUGGUGCUUCUGCCGCAUGGUUUACAUGCCGAUGUCAUAUCUAUACGGGAAGAGAUUCGUGGGCCCCAUAACUCCUCUCAUCUUGGAACUAAGGGAAGAGCUCUAUGAUCAACCUUAUCAACAAAUCAAUUGGGGGAGCAUAACACAUUUCUGCGCCAAGGAGGAUCUCUACUACCCUCAUCCUUUGGUUCAAGAUUUGCUCUGGGAUGGUUGUUACGUGUUGACGGAGCCUCUUCUGACUCGUUGGCCUCUCAACAAGCUGAGGGAGAAGGCGCUUGACGUGACAAUGAAGCACAUCCACUACGAGGACGAGAACAGCAGAUACAUGACCAUCGCGUGCGUGGAGAAGGUGUUGUGCAUGCUGGCGUGUUGGGUGGAGGAUCCCAACGGAGACUACUUCAAGAAGCAUCUUGCAAGAAUCCCGGAUUACCUGUGGCUCGCGGAAGAUGGGAUGAAGAUGCAGAGCUGCGGCAGCCAACUAUGGGACACGGCCUGGGCCUUACAAGCGCUGCUAGCUAGUGAUAUGGAUGAUGAAAUAGGCCAGACUCUGAAGCUAGGGCAUGACUACAUAAACAAGUCUCAGGUAGUUAAGGAAAAUCCUUCUGGUGACUUCAAGAGCAUGUACCGCCAUAUCUCUAAAGGGUCGUGGACGUUUUCAGACCAAGAUCAGGGGUGGCAAGUUUCCGAUUGUACCGCAGAAGCAUUGAAGUGUUGUCUUCUGUUUUCAAUUAUGCCUCCUGAAACUGUGGGACAGAAAAUGGAAGCUGAGGGAUUCUACAAUGCUGUAAACAUAAUUAUUUCCUUACAGAGCAAAAACGGUGGUUUGGCUGGAUGGGAGCCUGCAGGAGCCUCAAAGUGGUUAGAGUUGUUGAACCCUACAGAGUUUGUUGCUGAUAUUGUGAUUGAGCAUGAGUAUGUGGAGUGCACGUCAUCGGCUCUCCAAGCGCUCGCUUUUUUCAACAAGUUGCACCCUCGUCACCGCAAGAAGGAGAUCGAGACCGCUAUCACGAAGGCUGUCGGUUACCUCGAAGAUGUCCAAAGGCCGGAUGGCUCAUGGUACGGAGAAUGGGGCAUUUGCUUCACUUACGCCACUUGGUAUGCCCUCAGAGGACUAGCUGCAGCCGGCGAGACGUACAACAACUGUGCAGCAGUUCGAAAAGGCGUCGAGUUCUUGCUUAGUAUACAAAGAGGUGAUGGUGGAUGGGGAGAGAGCUACCUCUCCUGCCCCAACAAGGAAUACGUCCCACUCGAACACGACCGGUCCAACUUGGUCCAAACUUCAUGGGCUAUGAUGGGUCUAAUCUAUUCGGGCCAGGGUGAGAGGGACCCCACUCCUCUCCACCGUGGAGCUAAGCUUCUCAUCAACUCUCAAUUGGAAAAUGGUGAUUUUCCCCAACAGGAAAUGACUGGAGUUUUCAUGAAGAACGGCAUGUUGCAUUUCGCAGCAUACAGAAAUAUAUUCCCCUUAUGGGCUCUAGCAGAGUACCGCAAGCAUGUAUCAUUACCAUCAAGAACUUGCUAAAUACUACAUGUAUUCCAUUUUAAAUGUAUUUGCAUGUUUCAUUCCUAAAAUGUACCUUUAUACCAUUGAAAGUGUAAUAUUUGUUCUUUUUUUAGCAAAAAGAAAAUAUAAAUGUUAUUCAGUUUGA